Molecule: messenger RNA, 1589 nt
Organism: Eucalyptus grandis
Lineage: Eukaryota; Viridiplantae; Streptophyta; Magnoliopsida; Myrtales; Myrtaceae
Exons: 3
Coding region: 90-1421 (443 amino acids)
Source: RefSeq, a predicted model, not a curated record
UCGAAAAGACUUCUCCGCUGCCACCACUGCGAUCCCUCUCAUCAGCCUCACUCGCCUGCCGGUCCAUUUCGUUCUUUUUUUCUUCCAUCAUGGUGGAAAAAUGGGUCGGAAAUAUGUCGUUAAUGAUAGAUUGCAGAGGCGAACGGAUGAAAAAGUCCCAGCAUUUAGGGCAGGGGAAUGAUCAUAUUCACUAUCUUGCCCUCAUAUUAGGUAGGAUCUUUUCUUUAGUUUUUCCCAAACGCGGACUCCAACGCCUUUCCCAUCAUCAUCUCAAAACCCUCCCUCUCUCUCUCUCUCUCUCUCUAGCCCUAGAAAUGAAGAUGGAUUACUCCACCAAGAGCUCUCUCUCUUACCUUACUCUCCUGUCUCUUCUCUUCGCCAGCUUUCUCUACCUAUGGAUCACCACUUCGUCUUCUACCUCCAACCCUCUGUUGCCUCCUCGCUCCCAAUACAGCUGCUUACAGCAAAACCCUGGGACCGCCCCCCCCGCCGCCGUUGCUGCCCCGAGGGACGAGCUCGAGGUCGCGCUGAGCAAGGCGUCGAUGCCCAACAGGACGGUGAUCAUCACGAUCGUCAACCGGGCCUACGCGGACCCCGGCGCGGAGGUGGGCACCGGCGAGACGCUGCUCGACCUGUUCGUCCGGAGCCUGUGGCUCGGGGAGGGGACGAGGGGGCUGCUGGACCACGUGGUGGUGGUGGCGAUGGACCGGGCGGCGUACCGGGCGUGCCGGUUCCGGCGGCUGAACUGCUACCGGCUGGAGACGGAAGGGGUGGAUUUCCGGGGAGAGAAGGUGUACAUGUCGGAGGACUUCAUCAGGAUGAUGUGGAGGCGGACGGCCUUCCUCGGCGACGUUCUCAGGCGCGGCUACGAUUUCAUCUUCACGGACACUGACGUGAUGUGGCUGAGGAAUCCAUUCACAAAGCUGAGCAAGAACGAAAGCGAGGACCUCCAGAUCAGCACUGAUGUCUUCAAUGGCGACCCGCGGUCGGAGGACAACUUCAUCAACACCGGAUUCUACUUUGUUCGGUCGAACAACAGGACGGUCGCGCUGUUUGACGAGUGGUACUCGAGGCGACAGAAUGCCACGGGCAAGAAAGAGCAGGACGUCCUACUGGACCUGAUCCAUGAGGGUGCAUUCAAGAGGCUCGAUCUCGGUGUCCGGUUCUUGGACACGCUUUUCUUUAGCGGAUUCUGCGAGGAUAGCAAGGAUUUUGGAGCAGUCGCGACGGUCCACGCGAACUGCUGCCGGAGCAUAACAGCCAAGGUCUUCGACCUGACUGUGGUGCUCCGAGAUUGGAAAAGGUUCAAGUGGUCGAGGAAGAAGACGGCGGCUGUCAAUGGAACGGCGGCCAGCUUGAGAUGGACGAACCAUAUGGGGUGUUGGCGAGCUUGGCGAGUGCAAGGCAAUGGAAAUAAAUAAUAAAUGUAGUUAGAUGGUUUUCACUUUUGUUGGCCAUUCUUACUGUUUUUAUUUUCUUUUGAUGCAAGCUAUUGUCAUUGAAUUAUUCCGCAUUGAUGGAAUUUAGAAUGUAAUAAAAAUGACAACUACAAGAAAAGUAAAUUAUUCCGCAUUGAUGGAAUUUAGUGA